Molecule: messenger RNA, 1698 nt
Organism: Frankliniella occidentalis (western flower thrips)
Lineage: Eukaryota; Metazoa; Arthropoda; Insecta; Thysanoptera; Thripidae
Exons: 5
Coding region: 192-1652 (486 amino acids)
Source: RefSeq, a predicted model, not a curated record
CCAGGCGGUACAAGCUUGUCCAGGCGCGGCCGGCUCCGGUGCGUGCUGCAUAAUAGUAAAAAAUCUUCCGCGAUAUAUAACAACAAAACAACAACAAGAACAACAGGAAAAAUGUCGUCGGCAUUAGAGCUGCUCGAUGGCAGAGAAAGCAAAUCAAUCCGUCGAAAGUAAGAGGAUGGCGUCUUGCGGAGAUGAGCGCCCCCGACCGUGAAGCCCUGCGCAGCCAAGUGACACCCGUGCGGAGGGGGUGGGGAGCAAGAGGAGUGGUGACGAGGGGGCGGGGGAGUACAAAAGGGCCUUCCAUCCCGAGCACAAGACUUUCUUCCUCAGGCGGCCGCUAUGACCGCGCCAACACCGAGGUCCGCGCCUCCAGGAUGCGAGCUCCGAAAAAUCUGGCUCUGACCAUCCUGAGGCUGCGCGGCCCCGUACAACUGCUGCUGGGUCUGCUGUCCGCGCUUAUCCUGGGCGUGAGGACGCAUGGACGGACCUUUCACGCGCUGCUGCGGACACCCGGGCGCCAGGCCAUGGGCCCGGCCCAGCUCGUGCUCCCGCACUCCGCCACGCUGCACACGCACCUGGGGCACGCGCUGACGGGGUCCUUGGCCGGGCCCCUGACGCCGGGCUUGGGCGCGCCGCUGGCCGCCGGCCCCGGCGCCGUCGAGGUGCCCGGCGUCGUGCACCACCACCACCACCACGUCGUGGUGCUCCAGGGCGGCGGCUACCCGGGCGACACGCCGCCCUCCAAGGAGGCCAUGGCCGCGCUGCUGCAGCUGCCCCGCACCAUCCUGGGCCACCAGCACCACCACCCGGACACGGCCAUGGCGCGGUCGCACACGGUGAACCCGCCGCGGGUGUACCAGUCCGUGUCCACCAUCGGCGCCGGGGUCACGCACCAGUACCACUUCCACAGCGCGCAGGACCUGGCGGCGGCGGCGGCGGCCGCCAGCGAGCCUGCCUUGCCGCCGCCCCCACCCGCGCCGCUACCUCCGGCGCUGCCCCCCGCACCCGUGCUGCCGGCCCCCACGGCCGCCCCCGCACCGACGCCGUUCCCUCAACACGACCCGGACGCAGAGUGGUACGCUCGCCAGCAGGCCUCCCGAGUGCUGGCGCUGCUGGGCAAGCUCCGCGACCUCGGCAUCCACGUCGACGAGGUGGACGACGACCCCUCCGCUACAGGAAUGGUCGCGCCGCCCCUGGCUCAGCAGCGACCCGCCAAACUCGCCGCGCCGACGACCACCCCCGCCCCCGCGCCGCCCCCGGCCGCGCACACCCCGCACCCCGACAAGCAGGUGGAGCAGGUGCCCCUCCUCAUCCCACACGUCGUGGAGGACACGGGCGCCCACGUCGGCGUGCAGGUGGACGUGGACGAGGAUGACGAGGUCAUGAAGAAGGAGCUCGUCAAGUACCUCAUCAAGGUGCAGAAGAAGCACAAGGAGCUGACAAACCUGGACCACGCCGGGGACGACGGCGACCUGGACGGCUUCUCUGGCUGGAAGAGCCGCUCGGACGAGGGCGGCGAGGACAACGAUGUGGUGGCGGGCGGCGACCUGGACAUCGACACUGAUGACCCGGCGAGGUCCGUCCUGGACGAGGUGGUCACUCUCGCGGCCGAGCUGGGCGUCAACAGGCCGGAAGUAUCGGCAGACUACUAGUUAUGUUUCUUAGUGCCUUCCCAAUAAACAGUUUUUUGUACAUACA